AUGCCAAAAGUAGGCACUGUAUUGGGUAUAGGUGUUGAUAUCGUCAAUUCUGUCAGAUUUGAAAGAUUGUUGACAGCCAAAAGCACGUCUUUCGGAACAAGGCUAUCCAAGCGAAUUCUUCACCCAGAACACGAAUUACCUUUGUUUCAGCAGAUGCACUCACAACGACAAGCUCAAUAUCUUACUGGAUCUUGGGCAGCAAAGGAAGCAUUAUUCAAGACAUUGGACUUAAACUCACAGAAAGAGUUCAACUUUAACCAAUGGUACCGCUUCCAUGAUUCCAAUGGGAAGCCAUUUAUUUGGAACGAUCGAUACAAAUUGUCUGAUGAAGAGUUCCAUCUUAGUAUCUCACAUGAUGAUUCUCUUGUAAUUGCUACAGUACUUCGUCAGAAGGUUUAUCAAAUCUAA
Messenger RNA from Candida albicans SC5314, 408 nucleotides. RefSeq names its product holo-[acyl-carrier-protein] synthase (gene PPT2). Bases 1 to 408 code for a protein of 135 amino acids. Gene Ontology annotation, biological process: fatty acid biosynthetic process. NCBI's taxonomy places the organism in Eukaryota, Fungi, Ascomycota, Pichiomycetes, Serinales, Debaryomycetaceae. Gene Ontology annotation, molecular function: magnesium ion binding; holo-[acyl-carrier-protein] synthase activity. The transcript has a single exon. The record is from RefSeq and is a predicted model, not a curated record.